AUGGGGCUGCUUGUGCUGGGCUUCAGGGUUGAAAUGGCGUGUCGAGGAAGUGCCAAUGGAAUGGGGCUCCUUCUGAUAUUCUUACUGGAUUUACUGGCGACGACGGCCAGCAAUAUGGAGCCGAUCUACUGGAAUUCCCUGAACGAGCGGUUCAGGGACGAUAAGGGCUACGUCCUCUACCCUCAGAUCGGGGACCGGCUGGACCUCAUCUGCCCGCCAGUGGACACGGCCCGGUCCACGCCUGAGUACGAGUUCUACAAACUCUACCUGGUGUCAUUGCGGGAGCAGGCGGACCGCUGCGAGGUGAACGGCGCGCCCAACAUCGUGCUGACCUGCGACGAGCCGACCCGCGAGCGCCGCUUCACCAUCAAGUUCCAGGAGUUCUCGCCCAACCUCUGGGGCCACGAGUUCAAGAGCAUGCACGACUACUACAUCAUCGCUACGUCAGAUGGGACGCGUCAAGGCCUGGAUAGCAUGAGAGGCGGAGUGUGCGCCACGCACGGCAUGAAGGUGGUCCUGAAAGUGGGGCAGAGCCCAUACGGGCUGCCCCCGAAGAAGGAGCCGCCGGCAGGACGCACCACCAGCAGAAACCCAGGCGGUGCGGGGAACUCCUCCCAGGGACCCACCGCCGGCGGCGAGAACGGGCCCCUGCAGUCCUCCAACAUCGCCGUCAUCGCCGGCGCCGCGGGGGGCUCGGCCUUCCUCCUGCUGGUGACGGCCGUGAUCUGCGUGGUGUGCUACAGGCGGCGGCACGCCAAGCACUCGGACACCCACCACCCGCCGCUGUCGCUGUCCUCCCUCACCAGCCCCAAGCGGGGAGGGGGCGGGGGCCUCGGCAGCUCCAACAACAACGGCUCCGAGCCCAGCGACAUCAUCAUCCCCCUGCGGACGUCGGACUCGGCCUACUGCCCGCACUACGAGAAGGUGAGCGGAGACUACGGACACCCCGUCUACAUCGUCCAGGAGAUGCCCCCCCAGAGCCCCGCCAACAUCUACUACAAAGUAUGAGACGGCCGCUGCUCCGGCCGACUGGACACACCCACCUCCCUCUAACCCGUACCGACCAAUCCACCCCCCCCUCCAAAUGAAGAGCUCGCCAUCACAGCUCUGAUCCUAAACCCCUCGAUACUACCAGUAUUGCCCCGCAACACCCCCCCACGCCCCCUCCUAACCCCCUGCCACACACUUCACCACUCGCUGCCCGGCCACAGUUGUGUUCCCAGCAGAAUAAACCCCACCCACACACCCGCCCGCCCCGUUCUCACACACCGGGCCACAAGGUGUGUGUUAAGGGCAGUUUCCUUAACAAGGGCCCUCACAAAUGGGCACGAGCCUCUUGAGAGCCCCCUCUCCCGUUAACUCGGAGGAAAAACGGGACCCACCCGUGCCGAAUUCAAGAGUGGUCCCCGUAACGCCAGCGUGUGUUUGUGCGUGUGGAAGCACACUUUGUGUCUAGGAGGAUGGACCAGGCGCUGGGACCUGCAAUGUUUUACAAAAGAGGAAGAAAAAAAAAUUGGGAUAAAAGGACUUUAACAAAAGAAAAA
Molecule: messenger RNA, 1544 nt
Organism: Gasterosteus aculeatus aculeatus (three-spined stickleback)
Lineage: Eukaryota; Metazoa; Chordata; Actinopteri; Perciformes; Gasterosteidae
Gene: efnb3b
Product: ephrin-B3b
Biological process (GO): axon guidance; ephrin receptor signaling pathway
Cellular component (GO): plasma membrane
Molecular function (GO): ephrin receptor binding
Source: RefSeq, a predicted model, not a curated record